AUGGUGACGCUGAUAGGAGCCCAUACAAUGAUUGGUUUCUCGCUUUGUAGAGAGUUCAGCUACCGGCUUUACAACUUCAGCAGGACUUCCCCAACUGAUCUGGCGCUCAACCCCAAGUACGCGGAGGGGCUGAAGAAACUGUGUCAAAACUACACCAAGAACCCGACAAUGAGCGCCUUCAACGAUGUGAUGACCCCUGGGAAGUUCGACAACAUGUACUAUCAGCACCUGUACAAGGGGGCUAUGGCUGCUUGCUUCGGAUCAAGCCCUGGCUGCAGAUCGGAGAACAAAACCUUUCGUGGAGCUUUAUGCAAAGAACAAAAAGGUUUUCUUCAAAGCGUUUGCUCAAGUGAUGGAGAAGCUCAGCACCUACAAGAUAAAGACAGGGAAAGAUGGUGA
Linum tenue is the source of this 399-nucleotide messenger RNA. The record is from the annotation of a GenBank genome assembly. Lineage: Eukaryota; Viridiplantae; Streptophyta; Magnoliopsida; Malpighiales; Linaceae.